UUGAAACAAAUAUUCAGUCAUGUCAGUCCAUCCACCAGUCAAUGAACAGGGCUCCAUUGUCAGAGUUCCCCGACUUUCAAACGCUGGUACUCGUCGUGGUAGUUUUCAGCCGUACCCUAGAGGCUCAAAGCUUUCACGUCAGCUACAACAGCCCCAUGUCACACUUGUUGAAUAUAAGACAGCUCGAUUUUUGAUCACAGAUGAACCUAAUGCACACAAUAUGGAAAAUUUUGUCAUGGCUUUUAAACUGCACAAUGUACGCAAAUUGGUUCGAGUAUGCAAAGCUACUUAUGAUAAAGAACCACUUGAAGCUGCUGGAAUUGAAGUUGUGGAUCUUGAAUAUGAUGAUGGUGCACCGCCUCCAGACCCAGUUAUUGACAAAUGGUUCCAAUUAAUUACAGAUGUAUGUCAACAAGGUCCUGGAAGUUGUAUAGCUGUACACUGUAAAGCUGGACUUGGCAGAGCUCCUGCACUAGUUGCUGCUGCUUUAAUUGAACUUGGCUUGCCGUACGAUGAAGCAGUUGAAAUGAUUCGUGAACAAAGAAAUGGAGCUUUAAAUGCUCGUCAAGUUCAAUAUUUGAAAAAUUUCCAUCCAAAAAAACGUCUUCGAAAUAUUAAAUCACAAUCGGAUCGAUGUAAUCUAUUAUAACCUUGUUCAUAAUGAAAAUCCCAAUGUUCGUCUAUUUUCAUCGAUAAACAUUGUGGUUUAUUGUAUUUACUGUUAUUAUUAUCAUUUACUUUUAUUAUCAUUGUUGUUAUUAUUAUUAUUAUUAUUGUUGUGCAAUUAUUAUUCUUUCAAGAUUUCGACAUCGAUAUCAGAACAUUUCAUCUCGCCGCCCCAUGGCCUCCUAGCGUGUGUGUGUGUGUGUAUGCAUAAUUUACCCAGUGUAAUGUAUUAAUUUACUUUGUUACUUUUGGUUUGCCUCUGUGUGUGUGUGUGCUUUCAGUCAAUUUGCCUUCUUUCAUUUCUGUCUUUUUUCUACAUGACAUGACAUUAUUAUUUCCCAGAUUCAUAAAUAAAUAGAGUCAAUUGUAAAACAAUGAAAA
Molecule: messenger RNA, 1047 nt
Organism: Schistosoma turkestanicum
Lineage: Eukaryota; Metazoa; Platyhelminthes; Trematoda; Strigeidida; Schistosomatidae
Source: the annotation of a GenBank genome assembly